Molecule: messenger RNA, 3350 nt
Organism: Sitophilus oryzae (rice weevil)
Lineage: Eukaryota; Metazoa; Arthropoda; Insecta; Coleoptera; Curculionidae
Product: lysosomal alpha-mannosidase-like
Biological process (GO): mannose metabolic process
Cellular component (GO): lysosome
Molecular function (GO): alpha-mannosidase activity; carbohydrate binding
Source: RefSeq, a predicted model, not a curated record
GCAAAUUUGAAUAUUUUUAGUAAGUAGACGGUCAGCGAUACUGUAAUUUGUUAUUAAGUGUUUUACACAGUUCUCUCAGAAUUCAGAAGGAAAUAAAACGUACCAUAAAUGUUUUAUUUCUCUUAUAGUCAAAUAAUACUGAAGAUACAACCAAUUGAAAUGAUAUUAGUUCAGUGCGAUUGGAAAAGUAUUUAAUAAAAAUCGACAAGAGAAGUGCUCUAGAUUAGCUGUUUAACUAUAUUUAAGAGUGCCGAUAUAAUCUUAAUUGUAUGACGAUCAAUAACGCUUUUGCUUCGAUUUAGAAAACAGUAUUUCUCAAAACAUUAGUUCGUUUAAUAACAUUUUUAGAAAUAUGUGGAAGGUGAUUGCUUUUGUUUCUUUAUUUUUGACAUUUAACUGUGCGAAGUGCAAUCCAAUAAAUCAUAGUGACAGUGUAAAAAACGAGAAAAAAUGCGGCUACAGUUCAUGUGUUCCAAUUAAGGAGGGAUAUGUGAAUGUUCAUUUGGUGCCUCAUAGUCACGAUGACGUAGGAUGGGUCAAAACAGUAGACCAGUUUUAUUACGGAACUAAAUCUGAUGUCUACACAGCAGGAGUUCAGUUUAUUUACGAUAGUGUGCUGAAGUCUGUCCAGAAAAGGCCAGAUAGAAAAUUCAUUUAUGUUGAAACCGCCUUUUUCUGGAAAUGGUGGCAAGAACAAGAAGAACGAGAGAGAAAUAUACUGAAGGAGUUGGUUAAUAAUGGACAGAUAGAAUUCAGGGGUGGUUGGUCUAUGAACGACGAGGCGGUAACCAAUUACCAAUCUAUAGUGGAUCAGAUGACAUGGGGACUAAGGAAAUUGAAUGACUGUUUUGGCGAAUGUGGUCGUCCAAAAAUUGGCUGGCAAAUUGAUCCCUUCGGUCACAGUAGCGAAAUGGCUUCCAUUUUCGCUCAACUUGGCUAUGAUGGCGUCAUUCUGGGUAGAAUAGAUUUCGAGGACCAAAAAAUAAGACUGGCAAAUAAAUCCAUGGAGAUGGUAUGGAGAGGAAGCAAUUCAUUGGGCAGUCCAACUGACAUUUUUACCAGCGUAUUGUAUAAUCACUACGAUGCUCCAACUGGCUUUUGUUUCGACUUAUUGUGUGGAGAUUAUCCUCUGGUUGACGACAUCAGCAGUCCUGAAUACAAUAUCGAAUCUAGGUCCUGGGAGUUCAUACAAAGACACAUCAAACCUAUGCUGAAAAGCUUCCAGUCGAGCAAUGUGCUCAUUCCUAUGGGGCGAGAUUUUGCAUACCAAAACGCAGAAAUAUGGUACAACAGCAUGGACAAAUUAAUUAAGUAUAUCAAUAACAAAGAAGAAAUUAAUGGUACGAAAUAUAAUAUAAUGUACUCAACUCCUUCAUGCUAUGCUGCCGCGGUACACCAAGAAACUCAAGGAGUUUUAACUUCAAAACUCAAAACAGACGACUUCUUUCCAUAUGCUUCUGAAAUUAGUGGAUACUGGACUGGAUACUACACCUCAAGGCCGACUUUAAAGCGCUUUGAGCGGAUGGGUAACAACUUCUUACAAAUAUGUAAGCAGUUAUAUGCUUUGGCAAAUAUAUCCAGCGUUGAAGAACCGAAAUUGGACAGUCUUAGAGAAGCUAUGGGAGUUAUGCAACACCAUGACGCAGUCACUGGUACCGAGAAGGAAAAUGUCGCAUACGAUUAUUCCAGGAUCUUGUACAAUGCGUUUGAAGAUUGUGGUGAAAUCACCAACAAAGCUAUACAAUUUCCACAGGCCAAAACUGGAGCAGUGUACGGGUUGUGGAACUGCGAUGCGGAAGGCAAGAGGGAAACCACCGCAUUAUUUUUCCCAGCAUAUCCUAUCAUGAUGGAAGAACUAUUACAAAUGGCCCCUAGUCCCGGGCAGACCUUUAAUGGUCAAGGGGUGCGAAGAAUCUCCCGGUUCCAACUUGAUAGGGAAAUCAAAAUCGCAACAUGGAAUGUAAGAACUUUGUUUGCCGCUGGCAAACUACAAAAUCUAAUUCAAGAAAUGGAGAGAAUGAAGAUCAGUAUCCUUGGAGGUGUUAGAUUUGAUAUUGACCCAUCUACAGGACUGAUAGAAAAUUGCGAAAUUAACGGAGUCAAGUUAAAUUUAAACCAAUCCUUCUGGUUUUAUAAUGGUACUAACACUUUGAGCACUUACAAUGUACGACCUUCCGGAGCAUAUAUUUUCAGACCUGAGGUUAAUUAUACAAUCAACAAAGUGUCGGAUACGGCAACGUUUGAAAUCUACAGAGGAAAAGUAGCCACCGAAGUUCAUCAGAGGUUCAACGAGUGCGUCAGUCAAGUAAUCAGAAUAUACGAAGAAGAAAAUUACUUGGAAUUCGAUUGGGUUAUUGGACCAGUGGAAAUGAAAGGUAUACAUGGAAAAGAAAUCAUCACCAGAUAUUCGACCGACCUUGAAUCUGAAAAAACUUUUUAUACAGACUCUAAUGGACGCGAAUACUUAAAGAGAAUACGCAACUUUAGACCCACGUGGAAUAUAAAUGUUACGGAGAAAGAAUCAUCAAACUAUUACCCCAUAACAUCGAAAAUAUCUAUUCGAGAUGAGAAAAGAAAUGUUGGUUUUACGGUUUUAACUGACAGGGCUGAAGGAGGAUCAAGCUUGAAAGAUGGAGACAUCGAACUGAUGGUACAUAGAAAUACUCUAGCUGAUGACCGUCUGGGUGUAGGUGAAGCCUUAAUCGAGUUGGCCUACAGCAGACCGAUUGUGGUUAGAGGAUCGCAUUAUGUCGUUGCUGGUAAAAUUACUGGCACUUCUGAAUCAGAGGAAACAAUAGCAGCCUUGGAACACAAAAUUGCCGAUGAAAAGCUUCUAGAUUCUUGGGUAUUUAUUUCGAUACCUAAAGAGAAGUCAUUCGAAGAAUACCAAAAAGAACACAACAUGGAAUUCUCAGGUUUGCAAAACUCAUUGCCUGAUAAUGUGCAUAUUAUGACCCUGGAACCAUGGAAAGAAUCCAGUUAUUUACUCAGAUUAGAGCAUACUUUCGAAAAAAACGAAGACCCUACUCUAUCGCUACCAAUUGAAGUCAGUUUAAAGGAUUUGUUUACAACGUUCGACAUUAUAUCUCUGGAAGAAACGACUCUAGGAGCCAAUCAGCUACUCAGUGAAAACGACAGGCUGAAAUUUAGCUCUACCGAUCAGCCAGAAACAAGCCAAAAACCUGUUAGUGAUGACGACCUAGAUAACUUAAUUGUAACUAUGAACCCAAUGCAAAUACGCACUUUUAUAGUUAGUAUUCAAGCAAAAGUUUAGGUCGAUUAGAAUUAAUUAUUAAGAAAAUGUAAUAUACUUUUUUAUUUUUAUUGAAAUAAACAACUUUAAGAAGUAA